AGGAAUGAUUUUAGGGGCAGUAAUACUGAUUAUAUUGAUAGUUGUGUGUUGCAUCAUACCCCUUGUUCGGGGACUGGUCUCAAGACUUGUUGUAAGUGUAACUGGUCAGUUCCCAGUUGUAGAGAUACAAUUGGACCAAGAGAUAUAAAACAUAACCAUGAUCACCUUCCACCCUCACCAGGUACGUGCAUUUCUUUAAUAACAACAGUGUAUAUAUAUAAAUAUUUUGCAUAACAAUGACUUAUAUACUUACUCACGUAGAUAUAGCAACUUGCAUGCUGAAUAAUCCAUAGAUAUAAGAGAUAAUAUGCCUUCAGAUGAUGCCUAAAUUUGCCAUACUAUGUCCCCACAGGUAGAUUAUUGAACAUGGCAGAGGCUAGUUAUGAUGAAUAUGAAGAAAACCAAAUGAAUUUACGAGCUGCACUGGCGUCGUUAGGCCCAUCACUAGGGGUAGGAUGCCCAUAUCUUCCUCCCAGGCACCUACUAGAUCCUGCAGAGGGGCCAAGCAGUGCACCUUCGGGUUGGAGCAAACCUAUGAUGACACCCAGCAGGCAGCCUGAUGAUCAACCACCAUUACCUACUGGGAAGCCACUGUCCAUCUCGUCAUCACCGGGGAACCUCAGUAUCGAUUUCGGCCCAACCAGCACCCCUGCCAGUCCUGAGAAUUCCGAGGAUCGACGACCACCGUCACCCCACCAAUAUAAUUAUCCGCCACCACCCAUUCCAGGCGUACUGGCUAUGUUCAUGGUCAUAGCAGAUGACAUAAAGCUUGAUCUUGCCGAAGCUCAUCAUGUUGCAAAGUUCUUGGCUCAUCCGCUGGAGUCCUAUGAUACCAACGCUGACCUUAAGCCUGAAAUCACCUCUAUGACCACAGCAGUUUAUGCCCAAUUCAUGAAGGGUCUGGCGCACCCCGAGCCACGUCGGUCCUUUGAACGGAUGCGCCGCACCCUGUACAAACGCAAAGUAAAGGCUGGGAAUCGGCAGCUGACCCGAGACAAUCUGGAACUGAGGCAGCAACUUCGGGAUGCACAGCAGACCAUUAUCAACCUACAAGAGCAGGUGGUGCAACUUCGAGAUGCACAGCAGACCAUUAUCGACCUACAAGAGCAGGUGAUGCAGCUGACCGCUGAUCUGCAGCAUAUGGCUCCCUAUACCCAGGGGGGCCCGAACGGAGGGCAGAAUUAUGGACAGAAUUAUGGAGGCUAUUAUUAUUAUUAAUAUAUCAACUUCAACGCCAUAACUGGAUAUAAGGACAAUGCUGAUUAUUGAUGAUUAUGCAUACCUUUGUUAAACAUAUUGGUAGGAUUGUAUACUUUAUGUGACAGUACAAUUACUGUGCAGGAGAGUGCCACAUGGUUACUCCUAUGUUGGUUGUAAUGACGGUCCUUUGACCACUAGAAGAUGUGUUUGCCUGGCAUAGUCCGGGCCUGAUGAAGCUUUUUGUUUGUGUUUGUGUAUGUAUGGGUGUGAAAUACCACCAAUGUAGGGGAUAAAUGCAGUGACCUCGUAACACAAGAUGCUGCUUGGGCAUUGGUAUUUGCCUCUGCUGAGAAAACAGAAUUAGAAAAUCUUGCUACAAAAAAAGUAAGCAACGAGGACGGGUCCUCUUAAGGGAGCCAAGAGGGGGAUCCCUCUUUGUUUUUGUAUAUUCUGUUUUCUGCAUUUUAUUAGUUUAAUAUUUACUCAGACACCACCACAUCUUAUAUUACUCACUUCUACUAUAUGGUGUGUGUUUAAUCUCACGUUUGGUUUAGUGUGCACAAUAUAUAUAUAUAAACUUUUGUCACUUGGGUGAGUUCACAUUUAAGGUGUUUUAGAUUAGUUAUCACCUGCAUAAUCACGUAAUUGAUCCUUUUAGGAUCAAAGGGGGGAAUGUUGUGUAUUAAUCUGCACUAAUCAUAAGAUAAAAUAAAGUUAAUGUUUUAUAAGUUUAAAGUUGU
Messenger RNA from Cyprinodon tularosa, 1940 nucleotides. RefSeq lists its product as uncharacterized. Bases 367 to 1218 code for a protein of 283 amino acids. The record is from RefSeq and is a predicted model, not a curated record. NCBI's taxonomy places the organism in Eukaryota, Metazoa, Chordata, Actinopteri, Cyprinodontiformes, Cyprinodontidae. The transcript has 2 exons.